AACACUGCGGAAACGUACCAUAUUUUUGCUUACACGUAGUCGGUUGGUUAGUUGCUGUUCACAUUGGCGAUAUGGGGGAGUACGACAGGGGGUCCACUUUCGAGCUUCGCUGUGAAGUCCAGCAGUACGCCUGGGGUAAAAUUGGGUCAGCUAGUGAAGUUGCUAGGCUGUCAAGUUCAGCCCACGCCGACUUUGCAGUGGCAGAAGACGAGCCAUAUGCGGAAUUAUGGAUGGGAGCACAUCCUAAGGCGCCAAGUCAAAUUUUAACACCUAAAACCAGUUUAUCACUUCUGGAAUAUAUUAAAAAGAAUCCUGAAGUUUUGGGAAAGAAAGUGAAUAAUGUUUUCAAGGGAGAAUUGCCCUUUCUUUUGAAGGUUCUCAGUGUAAACAAAUCUCUCUCAAUUCAAGCUCAUCCAAACAAAUCUCAUGCUGAAAAACUCUUUGCUGAGAGGCCUGAUAUUUACAAAGACCCAAAUCACAAGCCAGAGAUGGCAAUAGCUCUAACACCAUUUGAAGGAAUGUGUGGUUUUCGUCCACUGAAGGAGAUCCAGAUGUUUUUGAAAGAGGUUCCUGAGUUUCGAGCUGUUGUUGGAGAAAGUGAAGCAGAAAAUAUCAUGAAAUGCAAGCCUGGAGAUGAAUAUGUAGCAAAAGCAUUAAAAUCUUGUUUUGAAAAUGUUAUGAAAUGUAAUGCUGAAGUCCGCAAAAAAAAUCUUUCAAAGUUGAUAUCUCGUAUUUCUGUUAUGGAUCAGGAAUCAGAUUCAUUUUCAAAAUAUUCUGGGGAACUUUUGCUUCGCUUGAAUAGUCAAUUCCCAGGAGAUGUCGGGUGUUUCGUUGUCUAUUUUCUCAAUCAUAUUAUACUCAAACCAGGGGAAGCAAUGUUUCUUGGUGCUAAUGAACCACACGCCUAUCUUGAUGGGAAUUGUAUAGAGUGCAUGGCUUGUUCAGAUAAUGUUGUAAGAGCUGGCCUAACACCAAAAUUAAUCGAUGUUCCAACGCUUUGUGAAAUGCUCAACUACCAACCAGCUACCCCUGAAAGCAAGAUAUUUCCUUCGAUACAAAAAAAAGACGAUCCUUAUGUGAAGGAAUACAAUCCACCUGUGGAUGACUUUGCUGUGCAAUAUAUUUCUAUACCUAAAGGCAUUUCUGAGUACACAAUAAAAGCGAUUGAUAGUGCCAGCAUAUUGUUGGUUUUUGAAGGCAAAGGGGCAGCAAAUAAAUCAAAACCUUCUGGACUUGACUUAAGACCUGGUGCGGUUUUCUUUAUUAGUGCAGACACUGAUGUAGCAAUUUCAUUAAGUAAAACACCUUUCAUUGCUUUUCGUGCUCUAUGCAUUUUGUAAUAAUACAUACAAAUCUAUAUUACUGUACAGUUUAGAAAUAUUGUUACUGCUCUACCUUAUGACUAGGGCUUCUUUUCAUCAGCCUGGAUCUUAAAAUACUGCAAUAGGUUAUCAAACAUUUACAUGAAACUCUAGCCCAGAUUCUCGUUUAUGAUGGUAAUAUAUAACAAGACCCUUGAAAUGAAUAUAGAUAGCAUUUUCUCCAUUUGUAGAACGACCAGCACCUGUGCAUUUGUU
Messenger RNA from Styela clava, 1577 nucleotides. Its product is annotated as mannose-6-phosphate isomerase-like. Gene Ontology annotation, molecular function: mannose-6-phosphate isomerase activity; zinc ion binding. Gene Ontology annotation, biological process: carbohydrate metabolic process; GDP-mannose biosynthetic process. The record is from RefSeq and is a predicted model, not a curated record. Gene Ontology annotation, cellular component: cytosol. Lineage: Eukaryota; Metazoa; Chordata; Ascidiacea; Stolidobranchia; Styelidae.